AUGCUGGACCUCUUGUUUCCCCCCUCUCUCCUGGAGGGUCUACCCGACGGCAGUCGAGAUGAUCGUCCCGCUCGUCCAAAUUUCCGGAACCCCUCUAGCGGUCUUGGGAUAAAGUUCAAAGGGCAUGAAACAGCAUCCGAUAGACAGGUCAUAUUUUCGCGAGGUACUCGAGGUCGCGAGGACUUUUUUCGAGGCUUAGGCUUCAGCCCUCAGCCCCAGAUCGGCCCACAUCCUGGGAGACGCGGUCAUAAACGAUUGUUUAAAAAGGCAUUAAUAAGUAGUACUCUAUCUAAGAGAGAGGUAAGUAAGAAUCUUCACAGAUCCAUUAUCAAGUGCGGUGAAGAGAAAAAUAAUCAUGACAGCCGCGCUGCACUGAAAAUUCGGACUGCAGGAAGAGAGAAAAAGAAACAUUGA
Molecule: messenger RNA, 414 nt
Organism: Aspergillus niger
Lineage: Eukaryota; Fungi; Ascomycota; Eurotiomycetes; Eurotiales; Aspergillaceae
Exons: 7
Coding region: 1-414 (137 amino acids)
Source: RefSeq, a predicted model, not a curated record